This is a messenger RNA of Thelazia callipaeda (thelaziosis nematode), 234 nucleotides long. The record is from the annotation of a GenBank genome assembly. Lineage: Eukaryota; Metazoa; Nematoda; Chromadorea; Rhabditida; Thelaziidae.
UCACUUGAUAGUGAAUGUUGUUUUCUGAACAUAAUAUGGAAUGCGAUGACUGGAGUAUUUGUUUUGUUAGCUUUCGUACUUUUUGUUUUUAUUUUGGGAUCAUGCGUUGUUAUUUGCUGCUAUUGGCGUACAAAAAGUGAGCAACGUAAAGAAGUCUAUGAAUAUAGUUUGUACGGUUCACAGGUCAGGCUUUAUUAUCUUUCAAAAUUUGUAAUAUUAGCUUUAAAACUUUGA